UUCCCCUGACGGGCAAUGCAAAACAACCCCUUCUUUACUCCUAACCUCCUACCCACCCCCCCCCCCCCUUCUUUCCCUUCCCUUCCCUUCCCUUCCUCUUUCCUCUGCAUUCCGGAAUUUGACUUCUGCCAGGGAAGCGGGUUCGUCAGGAGUGGCAGAUAUGGGGUCUUAUCAAAAGAUUUAGCUGGGUUUUCUAUCAAUUUACAGAGAGUACCAAGAACCACUGGUAUCUAGUUAUCGUAGUCUGGUUUUCUGAUCAGAUUAUUUUAGAAUAAUUUUGGAGGUCCUGCUGAUGGGUGCUCCAAAACAGAAGUGGACAGCAGAAGAAGAAGCGGCCCUUAAAGCUGGAGUAGUAAAGCACGGGGCAGGCAAAUGGCGCACAAUAUUGAAAGACCCAGAAUUCAGCAAUGUCUUGUCGUUGCGUUCAAAUGUGGAUCUCAAGGAUAAAUGGAGAAAUAUGAACGUAACAGCGCAUGGGUAUGGGUCUAGGCACAGGUGUCGGUUAGCAGUCAGAAGGAAUCAACCUGUCCUUAAACAUGAUGAUAACCCCAUGGCUCUCAGCAUGGUAGUUCAGAGUGAUGAAGAAAUUGUGGAUGCUAAGCCUUUAGCAGUUUCUGGUAGAACACUGCAGAUUGUUGGUCCAAAAAGAUCUAUACCAAGGUUGGAAAUUAUUAUAAUGGAAGCAAUAUCCAAUUUGAAGGAGCCUGGUGGUUCUAACAAGACUAAUAUCACAACAUACAUUGAGGAGCAAUAUUUACCACCUCCAAACUUCAAAAGGCAAUUGUCAGAAAAAUUAAAAAAUUUGACAGCAAGUGGAAAAUUGAUUAAGGUAAAACGUAAGUACAGGAUUGCUCCACGCUUGACCUCAGAAGGAAGAAGCUCUAGCUUGCUACUUCUUGAGGGAAGACCAAGGCAUUCUUCCAGAACAGACAAGGAUGAUAUCAAAAUUCUUUCUAGAUCCCAGAUUGAUGCAGAGCUGGCAAAGAUUAGAAAUAUGACUGCACAGGAGGCUGCUGCUUUUGCUGCUCGAGCAGUUGCAGAAGCAGAGGCAGCCAUGGCAGAAGCAGAAGAAGCAGCAAAGGAGGCAGAAGCUGCAGAAGCUGAUGCAGAAGCAGCCCAGGCCUUUGCUGAAGCGGCAAUGUUGACAUUGAAAGGCAGAAACAGUUCAAAUAUGAUGGUCAAUGCAUGACGAAAACGUUACAAAUCGGCUUAUCUGCAUCCAUGGGGAUGAACAUUGGGAUUUUCAUCACUUAGAUCAAUGUCUAUAUGCAUCCAUUUUCAUAUCAGGGCAUGCCUGUACAUAAGGGUAAGAUAUCUCUCUCGGUUGUGAAGUUCAGUUUUUUUCUACACCAAUGAAUCCUGGCUUACUAAAACCUCUUAACUCGGCAUCAACGCUGCAAACAGGUCUUCUUGAUGGUAUGGCAUCUAUGCAAAUGUGUUGUUUUGGUAUAGAGCUAUAUAGGUCCUUGCAUAUGAAAACUGAAAUGCAGUACGAUGUACAGAUCAGAUGGUGAAAAGUAAAUAGAUACCUGAAAAGCUGAAACUGAACUUUUUUUGGUAUCCUCACAUCACUCAUUUGAUGAAUGAGUAGUAAAGCAUAAUUUUGGAUUCCGA
Molecule: messenger RNA, 1614 nt
Organism: Macadamia integrifolia
Lineage: Eukaryota; Viridiplantae; Streptophyta; Magnoliopsida; Proteales; Proteaceae
Product: telomere repeat-binding factor 1-like
Exons: 8
Coding region: 293-1189 (298 amino acids)
Biological process (GO): nucleosome assembly
Cellular component (GO): nucleosome
Molecular function (GO): double-stranded telomeric DNA binding
Source: RefSeq, a predicted model, not a curated record